This is a messenger RNA of Protopterus annectens (West African lungfish), 898 nucleotides long. Its product is annotated as protein lin-54 homolog. The record is from RefSeq and is a predicted model, not a curated record. Gene Ontology annotation, cellular component: nucleus. The transcript has 8 exons. Gene Ontology annotation, biological process: regulation of DNA-templated transcription. The coding region runs from base 1 to 891 and encodes 296 amino acids. Lineage: Eukaryota; Metazoa; Chordata; Ceratodontiformes; Protopteridae.
AUGUCUUGGAAGAAACAUCUUUAUGCAGAUGUUUCUCAGCUAGCUGCUACUGUAGUUGGUAGACUGCUUCCAAAUGUGAGUACACAGCUAUCAAGUCUCAGUUAUACUCAGUUUGAACAAGCUUCUUUCUAUUCUGUUAUAAAUUGUGAUGACACCUCUUCAGAAUCAAGUCAACAAGGAUUAACAAACGCAGCAUUAAUGGGAGUUUCUUCUAGUACAUGGGAUUCUAAGUCAAAAAAGCCAUGCAACUGUACAAAAUCACAGUGCUUAAAACUUUAUUGUGACUGCUUUGCAACUGGGGAAUUUUGCAGUAAUUGUAACUGUAACAACUGCUACAACAAUGUUCUUCAUGAAACAGAAAGACUUAAAGCAAUUAAGGCUUGCCUAGAUAGAAAUCCAGAAGCUUUUCAGCCUAAAAUUGGAAAGGGACGAAUUGGUGAUAUAAAACCUAGACACAGCAAGGGCUGCAACUGCAAAAGGUCUGGCUGUUUAAAAAAUUACUGUGAGUGUUAUGAGGCUAAAAUUAUGUGCUCCUCUAUUUGCAAGUGUAUUGGUUGUAAAAAUUAUGAAGAAAGCCCAGAAAGAACAUUAAUGUGUAUGUCCGGUUACAAUGAAAUAGAAGGCAAUGAACCAGGAAUUCAAAGAACCCAACAAUCUGAACCCACAUCAAGCCUUCAGGAGCCAAUGUUUACUGCAGACAGAUUAUCAUUUAUGUGCAUAACCAUGGAAGUAGUACAAGCAACCACUGCUUGUUUAAUAGCACAAGCUGAAGAGACAGAAAAGGAAGAUUAUUCAGAUGCAACAGCAGAACAGAUGGUUAUAGAAGAAUUUGGACAAUGUCUAUCUCAGAUUCUUCAUUCUGUUUUCCAAGUUAGAGAUCUGAAUGUGUAAUAUUGCA